GCCAGACGAUACUUUCCACCCUGGCAGAGAGGGACCGCAUAUACUGGAUCUCGUGAAUCGCACCCUGUUUUUUUUUUCCCUCUAUCUUGAGGUUGUUCACGUUCGAACGAGUCGUUGAUUCGUCUCAUUUCGAUCGAGUGCCAGAAAAGUGUAACAAUAGAUACCAAAAGUUGUGUGAGUGAUUAAGUGGGACGCGAGCCACGACGACGUUUUCUCUUUAGGAAAAAAGACGUUCCCGAGGCCACAGACGUGUGGUGCAGAGAAUCGUGAAGUGCGCGGGACUGCCUCAGGUAUUUUCGGGUCCCGCGCGUAUAGUGAGUGUUAACCUUGGAGUACCCAUUACGCCCGUCAGAGCCAGAGGGCGUGAGUUUUUUAGAGUGUGUCUCUUUUCUGUGCCUAUGUUUGAGUGUUUGUGAGUUGUUGUGAGAAAUUGUGUAUGUUUCACCUUGAAAGUGUUAAGGAGAAGAAAAUUUACCUUGAGCCACAGCAGCAACAGCCUUCAAACUAGUGGCAGUUUGCUGCGUGACUAAACCCCUUGGAAAAAUAAAACAGUCUGGAUGGAGAACGAAACACUAGCUUCACUUUCCUGGCGGAGAUGAGUAAAGGAGCCAACAACAAUCUGGGUGGUUGUGAUCCAAUCGUAGAGGGAUGGCGGGCCCCAGCCCUGGCUCGCUAGUCAGCUCAGGCCAGAAUGGCUCGCUGCACAAUGUCCUCUUCUACCUUCCUCAAAACGGCAAUGGCAAUCAGUUUGCCAAUGAGACGUGCCACAACCAGCAUGGUGGUACCCUCAACCAUCUCUCUUACAUGCAGACAUCUCACAACAGGUACAGGCCUGACCCUGGUCUGAACAAGGUGCACUGCUUCCCGACAGACAAUCCCUAUUCUUGUGAUAGGGACACAAAUGGUUCCUACUGGUCGUACCAGCAGCAUCAACAGCAGUGGAAUCAGUGGAAUCAGAAUGAAUACAGUCAUUCUGACAAUUUGGGUUUCAAGUCUUGCUGGAUGCAACAGCAACAGCAGCAGCCCAUGCAGCAAAGACAAGCUUCACAAAACAACAAUCCGAGCUGCAUGGGCUUUAAUCCUCAGUAUAAUCACGUGCAUCAACAACAGCAGCAACAACUACAGCAUUUGCACCAGCAGCAGAUUCAGCCACAACAACAGCAGCAUUUGGUGCAGCAAUCCGGUUACCGGAAUAACGUCAUGGCGACCGUUACUGUUCAAUCGAGUGCUGGUUCGUCGCAAUCGUCAUUGUCUCGGACACCAUCGCGUUGCGAUUCCGUUCGAUCAGAGUCGACGUGCGAGUCCCAUUGUAGUAGCAGUUUGAGCGGUGGGAGUAGCGCUGGGAUCGAAGAAAUGACUGGCCAACAACAGUACGGAAUGUAUCAAAACUUUUCUUCGGUUCAGCAACUGCACCAGCAACAACAAUCGUAUCCGCAGUCGCACCUUCCUCAGCACCAAGAACACGUGCAACAACAACAACAACAACAGCAGCAGCAGCAGCAGUGUUUUUGGCCGUCUAGUCAUUAUGAUGUGCAGCAAGAACAGCAGCAACAACAAAUGGAAUACUUUCGGCAACAGCAAAUGCAACAACAGCAUUACUAUCGUCAACAUCAAGUGAUACAACAGCAACAGCAAGUGAAUUGUUAUUGGCCUCGUGAAUCAUCGCCAGUGUGCCACCAACAACAGCAACAGCAGCAUAGACAGCUUACGUGUGUCAAUCCAGCAGUUCCGGUGGUGGAACACCAACCGAUUGUUAUCGAAACGCCGGCCUGUUCAUCGAGUCCGAUUGUUGCCGAUACAACGACGUCGAUGAUAUCGUCAUCUCCGCUUCCAGUGCCGUCGUCCUCGUCACCACCUGUAACGUGUCAUUAUAACCAUCCAGCUACUCCGGUUGAAUCGAUGGAAUGUGUUCCUGUUCCUGCCCUCGGCUGUGAUCCACCUGCCGCCAUAACUACGACCGACGAAAGCAUCGAAUCUUCGUCAUCAUCCGUCGAUGUUGCCAACACGGCAGCUGACACAAAUGCUAAUGUGAAUACAACAACUAUUGUGAGCGCAACAACAACGAGCGUACCAGCCGGUUGGACCCGUGAAAUAUCCGCCGGAAGUGUUAUCUACAUCAGUCCGAGCGGUUGCCGAUUGUCGUCGCUGGAAGACGCAGCCACCUAUGUCCAGCGCGACGGAACGUGCAAGUGUGGACUGCCUUGCCCACUUCGACUCCAGCACGUCUUCAAUUUCGAUCCGUCGGUGGCGAGCAAUUCCGAGACGUCACUAGAGGCACAAUCGUCGACGUGCUGCCAUAAAAAGCCGCUAGAUGGCACCACAGACAAGACGACCCCGACCACCUCGGCGACGACGGUGACAACGGCGACAAGUAAAGCCGCCGUGAAACGGAAGAAGAGUGGAAAUGGAACGCAUAGCAAGACGGGCAAGACUUUGAAACCACUCGCGGUGGUACAGCAACCCGUCCAGCAGCCACAUCAACAAGCGUUGCUGUUUCGACGUUCCCCGUGUCCCAAUGUGGACGUCCGGCAAAUUCCAUUGGAACAGAAUCGUCCGCCUACGGGGAGUCUCUUGCCCCAAACGCGUUCGACGCAACCCACGACGGGCAACAACAACAACGGGCCGACGUUUUUCGAAGAUCCCAGCGCCUAUUUGGCCCAGCAGACAGUCUUGUUGCAGAGUAGUCUGCAAAACAGUGGCACGACUUCUGUGGCAUCUCCUCCUCCCGUUGCGGAAUCCACUCCGGCAGUUGCUGGAGCGCCAACGACGGUCGAGACGGCGGAAGCAGAACAGACGCAAGAAGAAUUGCUGGGCGAUUUACUUGACUGCAUCCCUGACUCGAUGGAGGAAGUGCUGGACAGACAAAAGGACGUGGCGGCCGCUGCGGAAGCUGCAGCUCAAGCCGAAAAGGCUGCUAAUCUCAUUAAACAAGCUGCUGCGGCCGCUGCGGCAGCCGUGGCUGCCCGUCAUCAGCAACAGCAAACUGGCAACACCGCGCCUCAGCAAACCACAGCACCAACAACAACAACACAACAAAAGUCACAUAAAUCGCCUUCCGUGCCCGUCUCUUUGGCACCCGCUCCAGCCCCGAUCAGAAGUAAACCUCCUCCGCUGGCCAUCCGGCCAGCCACGCCCGCUUCGGCCGCCCGUUCGAGGGCGAGAGCGGCCGAAACGACGUCCAAGAGCACCAAGUCGAGAUCGCCGAGAAGGACGCACCAUCAACCGAUUCAGAUCCAGAGCAACGCCAAAGUAUUACAGCCCGCCCAGCUGCCGCAACAACAAUUGCAACAGCAACAACAGCAGCAGCAACAACAGUUUAUUCAUCAACAGCAGCAGCAUCAGUUCUGGCCGGCCCUAUCGGCUCCGAAUAUCGGCCCGCUUCGUACGGCCUCGUUCCCGUUCGUUUCCUAUCACUCGGCCGUCGGUCCAGCCACGGCUACGCCCAUUUUCUCGACGGCGGCCCUGAGGCCCGGUAAUCUACCGAUGACUUUCCUGACCUCUGCAGCCACCCAUCCGGCCAAUCCGGCCCAUGCGACGAACGUCUUCAAUCAAGCAUUGCCCGUGCUGACCACCCGGCCAGCAUUAGGGCCGUCUGGUCAGGUAGUCCACGUCCUAACGACCCCCGGACCGAUGUUAGCGGCGGCUCCGUUGGCAACUGAGCCAUCCAACGCUGUUCCUAUUUUGACGGUCGGUCCGAUGAACACGACGAAUCACCCCAACAACAACAACAACAACAGCCGCGGGUUGACUCGUACGGGCAAAAAACGGAAAUCGACGCCUCAAACGGUGGCAUCCAUCCUGCAACAGGGGGCUCAGUUGGCCGCGAUGACACAGCAACAGCUUCAUCAACCUCAACAACAGCAACAACAUCACCAUCAGGCGACCACCCUGACGCUGUCGCAGGAGCCGCUGCUUUACAACGUUCAGAAUUUCCAGCAAAUUCAGCCGCAACAGACGAUUCAAACAUUGGCGCUGAUGCCCGACGGCAAGACUUACGUCGUCGUCAAUUCGCAGCCGGCCCCUGCCCCUCAGCCGACGCAUCAGCAGAAUACCGGCGGCCAUUGGUUGUUGAGCCCACGUCCGGCAAACAUCGCGCCAGCGGCUCAGCCCGUCAACGUGUUUUGCACGACACAAACAGGACCGGGAGGAGCCACGACGUUUGUGUUGAACGGGGCCAGCGCACCGACCCAUCAAGUCCUCCAACUUCAAGAUGGGACUCUGGUGCAGACAACAACGACCGAACAGCCCAAUCUGCUGGCCAAUUAUGGCGGGUUGUUCAUUCGCUGUCCGUCAACGCCGAAUGGAGCGCAAAUUUUCAGCACCACAAGUCCGGCAGCAACGGCCAACGUCAGGACGAUCCCUUUGCCAAUUCCUAUCGCACCGGGCCGGUCUCCUGGUCGGUCCCCGGAUUCCAGCAGCAUCCUACCAGAUGGUGCUAUGGUGACGUCAUCAUCGGCGACCAACACGGGCAAUGCGUCACUGGUGGCCUGCGGCGAAGCCACUCCGCCUUCUCAGACCCCUUCGUUGUCUGCCUCUUCAUCGUCUUCGUCGCUGGCCGUCCGGACGGCUCAUCCAUCGCCAGUCGUCCAAAGUAGUCAAAUCGAUAGCUGCGUCCAGGAAGUGGAAACGGAUCAACAACACGGCCAGGUGGCGGCGGAAGCUGCUAAAUCCAAAUCGGUGGCGAUCGAGUUCAACAACAACAACAGUACGACGGCGACGCUAACGGCAACGGCCGUCCAGCACUGGCAAAAACCGGACAUGAUCACCAAUGCAUCACAAAUUGUUGCUGGAUGAAAUCAAAAGAAAAGGUGUUGUUUUUUUUUUUUGUUGUAUCAUUUUUAUUUGUUGUUCAUCACGGAAAUUAAUUCAAAACUAUCUCCAAUUAUCACACGACAGUUUGGCAUAACACAAAUAUUUGUUUAGGGUUGUGCUUUUUAUUUUUUAUUUACUUCGUUUUAUAUAUAUAUAUAUAUAUAUACAUAUAUAUAUAUACCUAGCUUGUCAACUUGAUCGUUGUCGUCGUUGAUGGCAUUGAUUUUGAAUAGAUUUCUAAAGUGAUGUAAACUGACAUCAUUCAAAUGAUUCCUCGUUUCCGUUGUGGAAGCUGAAUGGUGGAACAUUUGACUGAGGCCCUCGAGGAAAUUUGAAUAUUGCUGGUAAAAAAAAAAAAAAAGCAAAACAAACUCAUUGAAGCACACCAUCACUAUUACCCAACAUUAAAGAAAUAUAUAUUCAUAUACAUAUACAGUAAUAUUAUAUACAUAGCCUACCAUAUACCUUGUACAUAUAAGGCCAUAUUUUUGUUGGGUUUUAUUUUACCCCCCUUUUCUUUCCUUGAUCUUUCAUUCUUUUAUCUUUCCCGGUGCGUUGAUUGGAUAAAUCUAAACAAAAAAAAAAAACAUAAGUAAAAAAAAUUUAAAAAAAAAAAGAAAGGAGUAAAAAAAAAAAAAAGACUAUCGUAAAUAUAUGUGUAUAAUAAAUACAGAAUACCAGUACCUUGAAACAUUUUUAGCUUUGUUAUAUCUCGGUCAUGAGCCAAUCAACAGCUUCUUCUUGCUCUUUCUACUCUUCAGCUCCCCUCCUACCAGUUGCAUUUACAUACCUAUAGCUUUGAUAUAACUACGUAUGUAUACUGUAUCAUAGGAAGAAGAACAUCACACGGUACACACACACCCAUACCCAAUCGCUUGUUGAAUUUUGUUCUUGGUUAAUAUCUCGGGGAUACGCUUUUUGUUUCCCAUCUCGUCCGUGUGUGUGUAUAUUAUAUAUAUACAUACUAUUAUAUACUAAAAUUUGUAUUAUGAAUUGUUUGAUGGCUAGUUUAAUGUUUGCAUAUGAAACAGGCAAAUGCAAAAGGACGAAAUCGGCAUAAACUAAUGAGGAUAGUUUCCUUUUUUUUCAAUAACUGCUAAGAAGAAGAAUUCAAUCUUCUUUUGUUUUCAUUUUGGCUUUUGAUGUUUGCCAUGUUGUUGUUUUUUUUAAUCAUUAAUAAGUACCAGUACGUGUGUCUGUGUGUGUAAUCUCCAUUUUGUGUUUCCGUGAGUUUAUAAGAAAAAACAAAACAAAUUGUGAAACCUGUUUCUGGUUUUACAACCCAAAAAAAAAAAAUCAUAAAAUCAUCAACUGAAUGUGGGCUAGCUUUUAAAAUAAGAAAAUUUAAAAACGAGAAAACUUUACAAACUGAUAUACCAAACCGUUUGUAUUGCCCCUCCUGUCGUUGUUUUCUUUUUCAAAAAUUCUGAGUAUAAAAAACGGGAAAAAAAGCAACAAAAACCGGUUCUCUCAUCACACAUAGACACACAAAUAUACAUACACUAUGGAUAUGUAACGUUUUUUUUUUUUUUCUUACGUGUUUUUCCUCAAAUCUCGGAAAACAAACUGACGUUUUUUGUGGAUGAUUUUUAUUGUUCUCUCAGUUUAACCCUCUCCUCCUUUAAUAUAUAUAUACAUAGAUAUGUCGUUUCUUUGCCUUUUUUUUUUUUUACUUUAUUUACCGGGGUGAUGAUAUGUUGUCUGGUUGAUAUACCAAAUACAAAAAAAAAAAGUU
Molecule: messenger RNA, 6547 nt
Organism: Daphnia carinata
Lineage: Eukaryota; Metazoa; Arthropoda; Branchiopoda; Diplostraca; Daphniidae
Product: myb-like protein Q
Exons: 4
Coding region: 649-4794 (1381 amino acids)
Cellular component (GO): chromocenter; nucleus
Molecular function (GO): chromatin binding; DNA binding
Source: RefSeq, a predicted model, not a curated record